AUGGGAACGAAAAACAUUGAUGAUAAUAAAUAUGAAGGUUUCGAAUCGAGACAUCAACAGCAGCUGUUAGCAGCCGGUGUACCGAAACAUUUUUGGCGACGCUUACAUGAAAAGCUUGUCAAUGAAAUAUUUGAUGCGGGUGACUUUUUUCAAAUUUUGGAAGAAAUUAAUGAAGAUGGCAAGCAUCAUUAUACAGUUGUGGCAUUGCAACAGUUGAGAAUGGAUGAUCCCAACUGCAUUUUUCUCAUAGAUCAUGCGUGGACUUUUCGACCACAGAUCGCACGAAGACAACUACGUGAAAUUCCUGAUCUUCUGGAUCGGAUUUGUAAUGUUUUCAAUAUUGAAGAUCAAGAAAGAAGUACAGCUGAAAGUCAUUCGGAUUACGGUGGUAGUGGUGACGAUUCACAAAUUCCUAGUGGAUUGCACUGGCGAACUGGAAGUAAUGAGGACGAAGGUAUAGUGAAAUCGAUGAGCCAUAGUGACAGUCUUAAAAAGCAUAAUGAUAAUAAAUGUGAUGGUAAUGCCGGAUCAAAUAAUUCUAAACUUGAUGCUGAAGCUGGACCAAGUAAUUUUAAAGAACGUCAUAACAGUCUUCCGGAAAGCAUAACAGGAACCCCAAUGUCAGGAAGUCUUACUACCGUCUCGGAGGAAGAACGCCGAAUAAAUGAAGUUUUACAUCAUAUGUGGCGUUACAUUCAUACCUAUACAAUGCGAUUCUUAGAAAAGGAACCGGAUGAGUGCGACAUGCCCUUGUGGUAUAUGCCUGAUGAGUUUGGUGUUCGAAUUGGCCAUAGUCAUUUGCCUAACUGUAGAAUGGUACCUAUCUUUCAUAUGCCGGAAAAUAUAGCCUACAAUUUGUUGUUUCCUAUUCAGAAUGUGGAAAUUGAAGAAGCUGUUACUCGCGACUACGUUGAUACAAUGAUUAUGAGAACUCAUCCAGAAUGGCGUCACAUCUUAAUGCAUCCAUGGAUUCCUGUAGAUUUAACAGGCGAAAGGCUUGAACAUAUCGUUGCUCCAGAUUCGCAUUUUACACGUUCUUGUGUUCCUGACAUUCUUCCACUGAAUGCUCCGGAUGUUGUUCCUGGUAUUCAUUUAUCAUCAAAGAAAGUACAUGUAUUUGGCGACGAUUUGCAGUUUUUUUCAAAUCUAAAAACAGUUGAGAUUGUAAAAGUUAAUUGCAUUGAAGAUGCUGACCUCAUUUGGAUGCGGAAGCAUUUCAGUGAUUACAAAAGUCUGUAUGAGAAAAAUCCGAAAGCUUUGGUAAACCAGUACCCUUACGACAGCGUGUUAACAGUGAAAGAUCUGUUGACAGCGGCAAUACAAUCAGUAUAUCGUGAUAGUGUGAUAGAUCCAGAACUGAUGCACUGGCAGCCUCUGUGGUUCGAAACUACUUUUAAUCUUGAGACUGAAUUGCCACAGUUUGUGGCGUAUUAUCAACAACGAGCUCGCAAGAAUAUGGAUAAUACAUGGAUAGUAAAACCAUGGAAUCUUGCACGAGGUCUAGAUAUACAUGUGACUGAUAAUUUAUCCUAUAUUAUUCGUCUUAUCGAAAGUGGACCUAAGAUCGCGUGCAAAUAUAUUCAUCGACCUGUCCUCUUUCGAAGACCUGACAACGGUAAUAUGGUGAAAUUUGAUUUACGCUAUAUCAUAUUUUUGCGUUGUUUACGCCCAUUAAAGUUAUUUUUGUGCAAAAAUUUUUGGGUACGAUUUGCAAUCAAUGACUUUUCCCUUUCCCAGUUGGAUGACCGUGACACUCAUUUCACAGUUUUCAAUUAUUCUGAAGGUGACAAUGUUUUAAAUAUGCACUGCGAAGAUUUUAUUGACCAAUGGGAGAAAUUGUAUGCUGUAAAGUGGAGCGAAAUACAAGAAAAAAUCAAUGAAGUUAUCAAAGAUGUUAUUAAAACUGUAUCUAAAGAAAAAGCUCCACGCGGAAUUGUCCCAAAUGCACAGUCUCGAGCAAUGUAUGGAAUGGAUAUAAUGUUGAAAUGGGACUCUGAUGAUUUUGCUACGCGCAAAAUUUGUGUCUCGUUUAUCGAAGGGAAUUUCAUGCCCGAUUGCGACCGUGCUUGCAUGUUUUAUGCGGAUUUUGCAGAAACAGCUUUUAAUGCGCUUUUUACGGAUAAAAACAUCCCUGAUACGUUAAUCGAGCUUAUUUAG
Molecule: messenger RNA, 2157 nt
Organism: Brugia malayi
Lineage: Eukaryota; Metazoa; Nematoda; Chromadorea; Rhabditida; Onchocercidae
Gene: Bma-ttll-12
Product: protein KIAA0153, putative
Exons: 14
Coding region: 1-2157 (718 amino acids)
Biological process (GO): protein modification process
Source: RefSeq, a predicted model, not a curated record